Stegodyphus dumicola is the source of this 784-nucleotide messenger RNA. Its product is annotated as ras-related protein Rab-7a pseudogene. Lineage: Eukaryota; Metazoa; Arthropoda; Arachnida; Araneae; Eresidae. The record is from RefSeq and is a predicted model, not a curated record.
AAGACGAUCGAUGUUCAUGCUACAAAUUUAAUUGCUCGGUGGUUUCUAUUUUGUCAAAAAAUUGAAUUAUUUCAAAAGAAAAAAUUUUCAAUUUAAAGAAAAAUGCAGUCGAAUGCGGAAAGUGGUAAGAGACCACUUUUAAAAGUCAUAAUACUUGGGGACAGCGGUGUGGGAAAAACUUCCUUGAUGAAUCGAUUCGUAAACAAAAAAUUUAAUUGUGCGUACAAAGCAACUAUCGGAGCUGAUUUCCUUACAAGAGACAUUACUGUCGAUGAUAAAGUCGUUACCUUGCAGAUUUGGGAUACAGUUGGGCAAGAAAAGUUCCAGUCACUUGGUGUUGCAUUCUACAGAGGAGCUGACUGUGUAAUUUUAGUUUAUGAUGUAACUUCGCCAGCAUCAUAUCAUUCUAUUGAAAUCUGGAAAGACGAAUUUCUUAUACAUGGUUCCCCAAGAGACCCACGAAAUUUCCCCUUCGUCGUGCUUGGAAAUAAAGUUGACUUAGGAAACAGAAUCUGCUGUCAAGAUAAAAUUCAAGAUUUAUUGUCCUGCGACUAUGAAGUACCUUGUUUUGAAACAAGCGCUCGGGAUGGAACAAAUGUUGAAGAAGCAUUUCAUGCGUUAGCGAAGAUGGCGUUAGCAAAAGAGAAGGAUGAUAAUUUAUUUAACACAUUGCCAGAAGUUAUCAAUCACACAGAAAACGAAAGGGCAUUUAAUAGAUGUUUUUGCUGAUAUUAAUAGUUGUUAUUGUGUUUCGAUCAAUUAAAGAGAAAUUUCUGAUUUCUUU